UAAUGAGUGAAAAAGUUACAGCGAGUGGGAGGGAGGGGAGGUGGAGAGGGUGGUGGAUUUCGACGCAGACGCCAUGAGACGUCUUGCCACGGUCGUAUGGAUCGCUAUCGGGGUAGCUGCCCCCGCAUACUUCGAAGCAACCCCGUUGCGGACAGUUGCUCGCGACCCCAUGUCGAUAAGAGGUCGUUCCGUAUGUGUGCGGCCAGCACACACGCCCUCCUCGUGUUCCUGAUCGGUGGGAAGGCACGUCUUUCCGUCCCAAAAGUUGAACGAGAAAUCAGCGACCAUCGAAGGAAAUCAACAAACGCAGUAGUCAGAAUUUUUUAAGAAAAAAAGAAACUUUACUCGUGGCGUGAUAAGUAUAGAAGAUUGAGCAACAAACGAAAUGGAGAACGCGAAGGAGGAGACGAUAAACAUGCAGCUGAUCGGUUCCGAAAGUCCGUACAAAGUUAAUAAUGAAAUCGCCGGAAGUGGUCUAAAUGCAUCGGAAGUGCCAAUAUCGCAGACCACAAACGUAGAAGACUACGAUCCCCACAAACAUCGAAAUAGGCCAAAUCCUACAUCGAACGCGGAGACUUUGAUACACUUGUUGAAAGGGAGUCUGGGCACCGGUAUCCUGGCUAUGCCGAACGCGUUCCGCAACAGCGGCCUGGUCACCGGCGUGAUAGCAACAGUGAUAAUAGGGGUGCUGUGCACCUAUUGUUUGCACGUAUUAGUGAAAGCUCAGUACAAACUGUGUAAACGGUUAAGAGUUCCUAUAUUGAGUUAUCCACUGAGCAUGAAAUACGCUCUCGAGGAAGGGCCCGGGUGUGUCCGAUGGUUCGCACCCUAUGCACCAGGACUCGUAGACGGGUUCAUGAUUGUGUAUCAAUUGGGAAUAUGCUGCGUUUAUAUCGUAUUUGUAGCGUCGAAUAUCAAGCAGGUAGCAGACCAGUAUUGGGAACCGUUGGACGUUAAAAUCCACAUGCUGAUUUUAUUGGUACCAUUGAUUCUGAUCAAUUACAUUAGGAACCUCAAGUUACUCGCGCCAUUCUCCACCCUCGCGAAUGUAAUCACAUUUGUCGGAUUGACGAUGAUUCUAGUUUACAUGUUUAAGGAUCUACCCUCCCUUAAGGAAAGAGAGAUGUUUGGUACACUGAGAAAUUUCUCUCUCUAUUUCGGUACAACGUUAUUCGCGUUGGAGGCUGUUGGCGUGAUUAUCGCACUGGAGAACAAUAUGAAGACGCCACAAUAUUUUGGAGGAUACUGUGGCGUAUUGAACAUAGGAAUGACGGUUAUAGUGGCUCUUUACAUUGUCAUGGGAUUCUUUGGUUACAUAAAAUAUGGAUCCAAUGUUGAGGGUAGCGUUACUUUUAACUUACCCUCCGAAGAAAUUAUGGCACAAAGUAUCAAAAUAAUGUUCGCAAUCGCUAUUUUUAUCACGCAUGCCCUUCAAGGGUAUGUUCCAGUCGAUAUUAUUUGGAAUACUUAUCUGGAUCAAAAGAUACAGAAGAGAAAAAUCUUCUGGGAGUAUGUUUGUCGAACUAUCCUCACUUUGAGCACGUUUACAUUGGCCAUCACCGUUCCCAGACUGGGUCUCUUCAUCUCUCUAUUCGGCGCCCUCUGCCUCUCCGCACUUGGCAUCGCGUUUCCAGCCAUCAUCGAGAUCUGCGUCCUCUGGCCAGACCGCGACUUGGGCCCCUGCAUGAUCAUGCUCGUAAAAAAUCUCUUGCUGAUCGUGUUCGGCCUCCUGGGUCUUGUGAUCGGCACAUACGUGAGCAUGGUCGACAUAAUAAAUUUCAAGUGAGGCCUUCGAUCGAUGUCAAUUUCAAGAAGGAUCGAAGGAAGGUAGACGAGACGAGAGGGAAGCAGAAGGGUUAAAUGAAAAAAAAAAAAAUAAAAAACCAGUUUGGACACGCUUGUUCGAGUAUCGAGGACGCGGUCAGGCUUCGUCACAGUUUUAUAGCUUAAUGAGCGGCGCCUUUUUAGGUAGUCAGAUACCUCCAAAGCGGCUGGAAGUUUUUCUUUUAGUGAAAAAUCGCGAGAGAAAUGCAUUCUGGAAAUGCUUCUUGUUAGUGCACGUAGGCCGAGUUUAGAUGUUUUUGAUUAAGAUGGAGAGUCGUUGGAUAAAAGAGAGAGAGAGAGAGAGAGAGAAACACACGUUAAUUUAAUUUUGCUUGGAGUUUGAUUUUCCAAAGUGUUGGAUAAAUUUAUCUAAUUUAAUCUGUUGCUGUUUGUUCCUUGAUAGUGAUUAAAUUAGGCUGUUAAGAUAAUAACGUUUUAUAAAAAAAAAAAAAAAAAAUGAAACGAAUAUAGGAAAACCGAAAUGUAAGUCUUAAUUGUUUAUUUUUCUUUAAGAUUUUUCUAUUCAAAUUUAAUUUUUAAUUGUAUUUGUGUAAAUGAAAUUAAUGAUUCUUCCCUUUCGAAUUAGAAGUAUAGAAUAUUGUCCAUUAAGAAUAUUUCGCAAAGAGGAAUGCCCUCGAACACGGUGCCUAUAUAAAUGAUUAAAUGCCUAGCUCACCUUAGUCGCACUGCCUGAGAGUAUUUUGAGAAGAACGAAUUAAACGUUCUUUGAGUUGCUCAGUUUAUUCGAAAGUAUCUUAAAUAAAUAAUAGAAGGCUAAGUAGACAAGAUUGUAAGAUUAAUAUAUACAUAAAAUAAUAUAUUGUAGAAAAUUAAGACGAGCAAUUUUACAAACUAAAUCGGAAGGGAAGAACUAUCACGAAUUAAGAUUUAUUUGUGAAAAAUUUUUUUACGAUAAAAUAUUUGCUCUGUAUCGAUGAAAUUUUCAAUAUCAAUUAUAAUGAUGUUUCAUUUUUUAAUUUUUAACAUGACGCCCAGCACUGGACAUAAAGCGCUCUUCGAAGAAAAAAAGGAACUAAAAAAAGAAAAAAA
Messenger RNA from Apis mellifera (honey bee), 2874 nucleotides. Its product is annotated as proton-coupled amino acid transporter-like protein CG1139. Gene Ontology annotation, biological process: amino acid transmembrane transport. The record is from RefSeq and is a predicted model, not a curated record. Bases 386 to 1786 code for a protein of 466 amino acids. Gene Ontology annotation, molecular function: amino acid transmembrane transporter activity. Gene Ontology annotation, cellular component: vacuolar membrane. NCBI's taxonomy places the organism in Eukaryota, Metazoa, Arthropoda, Insecta, Hymenoptera, Apidae. The transcript is spliced from 10 exons.